AUGACGUCGAACGUCUGCUCGAUAAAGGGUAUACCGGGACUCAUCAGUAAACAAGACCCGCCUCCACUGUCUCAGUGGGAACAUUCUGGGGGCAUGUGCCGCCAACCAGGCCGUACGACGAUGACGACGAGCAGCGGUAAGGGGCGGACCUACAAAUUUGUGACAUGCCCGCAGAUCAACUUCCCGCAGUCGUUUCCUGUGAGACAAACUGGAGACAAAACGGCGACAAACUGGCAACAAACUGGCGACAAAACUGGCGACAAACUGGAGACAAAACAAGCGACAAACUGGAGACAAAACGGCGACAAAACGGCGACAAACUGGCGACAAAACGGCGACAAACUGGUGACAAACUGGCGACAAAACGGAGACAAAACGGCGACAAACUGGAGACAAACUGGAGACAAAACGGCGACAAACUGGAGACAAAACGGCGACAAACUGGAGACAAAACGGCGACAAACUGGAGACAAACUGGAGACAAAACGGCGACAAACUGGAGACAAAACGGCGACAAACUGGCGACAAACUGGAGACAAAACGGCGACAAACAGGAGACAAACUGGUGACAAACUGGAGACAAAACGGCGACAAACUGGAGACAAACUGGAGACAAAACGGCGACAAACUGGAGACAAACUAGAGACAAACUGGAGACAAACUGGCGACAAAACGGCGACAAACUGGAGACAAACUAGAGACAAACUGGAGACAAACUGGAGACAAAACGGCAACAAACUGGCGACAAAACGGCGACAAACUGGAGACAAACUAGAGACAAACUGGAGACAAACUGGAGACAAAACGGCGACAAACUGGAGACAAAACGGCGACAAACUGAGACAAACUGGAGACAAACUGGAGACAAAACGGCGACAAACUGGAGACAAACUGGAGACAAACUGGAGACAAAACGGCGACAAACUGGAGACAAACUGGAGACAAACUGGUGACAAACUGGAGACAAAACGGCGACAAACUGGAGACAAAACGGCGACAAACUGGAGACAAACUGGAGACAAAACGGCGACAAACUGGAGACAAACUGGAGACAAACUGGUGACAAACUGGCGACAAAACGGCGACAAACUGGAGACAAACUGGAGACAAACUGGUGACAAACUGGAGACAAAACGGCGACAAAUUGGAGACAAACUGGAGACAAAACGGCGACAAACUGGAGACCAACUGGAGACAAACUGGAGACAAAACGGCGACAAACUGGCGACAAAACGGCAACAACCUGGCUACAAAUAUCGACAAAAGACAAGGGAAAACAAAUUAUUCGCCUUC
This is a messenger RNA of Ylistrum balloti, 1293 nucleotides long. RefSeq lists its product as uncharacterized. The transcript has 3 exons. The record is from RefSeq and is a predicted model, not a curated record. Lineage: Eukaryota; Metazoa; Mollusca; Bivalvia; Pectinida; Pectinidae. The annotation marks the transcript as partial.